Talaromyces atroroseus is the source of this 1713-nucleotide messenger RNA. RefSeq names its product tRNA (adenine(58)-N(1))-methyltransferase non-catalytic subunit trm6. Gene Ontology annotation, cellular component: nucleus; tRNA (m1A) methyltransferase complex. NCBI's taxonomy places the organism in Eukaryota, Fungi, Ascomycota, Eurotiomycetes, Eurotiales, Trichocomaceae. The record is from RefSeq and is a predicted model, not a curated record. Gene Ontology annotation, biological process: tRNA methylation. The transcript has 2 exons. Bases 1 to 1713 code for a protein of 570 amino acids.
AUGGAUUCAGUUGUCCUGCCAAAGCAGCAGAUUGCUUUGCGGCUGCCCUCCGGCAUGUAUAAGUUGGUGGCGAUCACACCGAAUACAUCAGUAUCGCUGGGGAAAUUCGGUAGUUUUCAAGCAAACCAGAUCAUUGGCCGUCCGUUUCAUGUAACGUACGAGAUUCUCAACGAACCAAGCGAAGAUGGCCACAGCCUGCGUAUCGUGCCAGCUGCCGAGCUCCAUGCUGAAGCUCUCAUCACCGAGGGCUCUGGAGAGGCAGAUGGUAUGCUGGAGGAAACAGAUGCGGCAAAUGGAGAACAGCAGCCCAUGCGUACAAACCGUGACAUUGUUGAUGAUGGAUCGGCGCAAACGUUGACCCUGGACGAGAUUGAAGAAUUGAAGAAAAAUUCCACUGGCGCCGGGGAGGAUAUUAUUGCGAAAUUAUUGGAAUCCCACUCCGCUAUUGACAAGAAAACGGUAUUCUCACUAGCAAAAUACAAGCUGCGUAAAGAGAAGAAGUAUCUUAAAAGAUUUACGGUGUUACCUAUGGAUGUCAAUCUUCUGACAGACUACAUGCUAGAGCGAAAGGAGCUGAACCGGACCAUGGAACUGCGACACGAAAUUAUUGGGUUAAUUGGAUGCUGGGGAAAUGUGCAUAACAGCGGAAAUUCAAGACUCGAGAAUCUCAAGCCGAGUGGAAGAUAUCUAGUGGCGGAUGAUACUGGAGGUCUCGUUGUUGCCGCCAUGGCUGAACGAAUGGGCAUUCUCUACCCUUCUCAGUCCAGUGAUGCGGAGGAGAAUGGGGAUAACUCCGAACAAGACCACAUAACAUCAGGCAACACGAACGGAACUGAAGACAAUGGAGAGCGCCAGGCGGGGUCGAAGGUCUCGCAGCGAAUAAAAAUACAGGGCAUGGCCGCGGUGGAAAAUACUAUCACCGUUAUCCAUCCUUAUUCACAGGCCAACCUCGUCCUCCUGAAACAAUUUGGCUUUGAUAUAGACGAACCCGACAGCUCGCAUCCCCUCUAUGAUCACUUGAAAACCGUAUCUUGGCUUCAACUGGUCGAACCGGGGGCUGAUAACAUGUACUCAGAGGAGCCGGAGACUCUCAGCGAGGAGAAAUUGAAAACGCUCAAACCGAGGCAGCGCGGAACAUAUCAUCGCAAACACGCCCGGUGGCUUCGAGUAAAAAGGGUUGUUGACGAGGUACGCACCGGCGGAUAUGACGGAUUGAUUGUUGCCAGUCAUAUGGAUCCAGACUCGAUACUGAAGCACGCUGUUCCGCUGCUCACUGGUGGAGCGUCUGUCGUAGUAUAUUCACCGACAGUCGAGCAGCUCACCAAGCUGAUGGACCAGUAUUCAUCGAAUCGCCGCGCAGCGUAUAUAAACAGAAAGACGGCACUCGAAAAAGAGCGACAAAACAUCAACACCGAGGAUAUGGACGUGGAUCUACCAUCGAUCGAAUCUGAGCUUUCAUCGGAAUUUCCUCUUGAUCCGACAUUAAUCCUAGCGCCCAUGCUUCAAACAUCGCGUGUCCGGGAAUGGCAAGCGUUGCCAGGCCGGACACAUCCUUUAAUGACUGGACGAGGUAACGCAGAGGGAUACAUUUUUCACGGCACCCGAGUGAUUCCUCCAUCAGGACGCAUACAGGCCCGCGGCAUUUCCAAUCGUAAAAAGCGAAAGUUGGACACCGGCACACCGGAAGAUGUACCGACACCGGCCGCUGCAUGA